AUGGUCAAUGUAUCCUUUAUAUUGUCUACACUUUUUUCGAACCUUAUCGCACCGGUGAUUCUGGAAAGAACAAGUAUUAAGACAACUCUUGUUUUGGGAUCAGCCUCGUUUGCGAUAUUUUGCGGGAGUUUCUUUCUCGUUCGAACAUGGAUUUACUUCGCUGCUUGUGUAAUUGCCGGAUUUGGAUUUUCUUUAUACUAUGUGGGUGCAGGAGCGUAUUCAGCAAAGCAUUCAACACAAGCAAAUUUCUCGCGAAAUGCGGCCAUCACUUGGAUGUGUGCCGGAUCAACAAUGAUCCCAAAUGCUCUCUUCAUGAUUGUUUCAGCCGAAUUCUCAAAAUCUCAAGUUGAAUCUGGGAAUGUGACACAAACCACACAAUCAAACGAAUACAGAGACUAUUCUGAUUUCGAAAUCCGUAUGUUAACAACUGGGACAAUUGUGACGGGAAUUGGAAGUGUUCUGUUAGCAUAUUUUCUACCAAAUAGAGUCAUUCCUGAUUCGAUUUAUUCAAAAAGAAAAGCUGCCGAGAAAACACUCAAAGGACAAUUGAAAACGAUCUGGUGGGCUUUAUGUCAAAAAGGAAUGGUGAAACUGAUUCCACUUCACGUUUUCACUGGUCUUUUCGCUGCUUAUUGGCUCUCGAUCUACACAACAACUAUUGCUUUCACUGCUUCAUUCUCUGAAUAUUCCAAUCUCAUUGCUUACAGUUGCAUGGCAUUCGCGAUUGGCGAAAUUCUACUCGGCUUUUGCAUCAGUUUCGCGAAUCGUCAUGUAAAAGACUUUGGUUUAUGGCCAGUCCUAUUCAUUACUUGUUCCUCUUUUAUGAUAUUGGCUAUAUUAUUGGUAUUGUUUGUCCCUCCAGAGUCUCCAAUGCAUCCCACCAAUGAGAAUUCCUUCUUUGAACCAAGUGUUGUGAUGGCUGUUGUAAUGGGUGGAUUGAAUGGAGUGGUUGAUGGGUCGAUGAAUAAUUGUCGGAUGGUUGCUUCAGCUAAAGCUCUGCCGUCGCACCCGGCCGUAGCCUUUUCGUUGGCAAAAUUCUAUCAGGCAGCCGCAUCAGCGGUAUUCUACUAUGUGAGCAGUCUAUUCACCAUUUAUCAACUCGUCAUCUUGUUGGCAACACCCUUAUUGAUAGGAGUUGGUGAAGAAGACGACGAAGAAGAGGAAGAGGAAGUGACAAUGGUCGACACACCCACUUACUCGUAUUCGACGCCACCACAAAAGGUUUAUCAAUUGGUGAAUGUGACCGAUAGAGACAUGCAUGCACCCGAUGUCACACUGUCAUCUCUACAACAAAGUGGUGGACCACGUCGAAAAAGAAUAGCCCUUGUUCCAACGACAACCCUUCAAACACUACAAUCUGUACAAUUAACAAAUGGAAUAAAUAAUCAAGACCCGUCCGUUUCUGGACGAUCAUCAAUAAGGAAUCGCAUUGGAGCUGAAGAAAUGGUUCUUGAUGAUGGAAUACAAGAGAGCACAAUUGUUAUCGACUAUACACCAACUUACAACGAUCCACAGGAUAUGAUCGAGAUCGAUCCAAAUGGAUCUCCCGGUCCACAGGAUAUGAUACUUGAGGGUGAUUCGCCCGGUAUAUCAACAAUGAUUAUUGGUGGUCAUCAGCACAUGGUUUCUGGAAGUAUUCUUCGACCUCGAUCUCCACCUCCAAGUCAUAUCGAUUAUGAACAGAAUGAUGCCCAAUACAAUGAUGAUCUUCGUUUCCAAACUCUCAUUACUUCAAAAUUAGUCUUGCUUGAUGAGCAGAGUAAAGCGGUAAUGAAGUUCCACAUUCAGCGUAUUCUAUACGAAGCUCGAUUUGGACCAGGUUCGGCGAGAUUGAUUCGUGAUGAAGAUCAAGAGCUCUCAGCCGAUGCACACACAGAAGCGACUCAAUCUGUUUCUCAUGAAUUGGUGCCGAAUGAUUCAAAUGAUUCCCAC
This is a messenger RNA of Mesorhabditis belari, 1932 nucleotides long. The record is from the annotation of a GenBank genome assembly. Lineage: Eukaryota; Metazoa; Nematoda; Chromadorea; Rhabditida; Rhabditidae.